AUGUCCUCAGACAAGCCAUCAUAUCUCAUUGUUGGCGCGGGAGUGUUUGGCGUAUCAACCGCCUAUCACCUUAUCCAGAAGUACCCAGAUGCAUCGGUCACCCUGGUCGACAGGGAUGCGUUUGACGCCGAUGAGCGUGUGGCCGCUUCCUGGGACUGGAACAAGGUGGUCCGCGCCGACUACGACGAUUUUGUUUAUUGCAAACUAGCUUUGGAGGCACAAGACAUUUUCAAAAAUGACCCCCUCUGGAAGCCCUAUUUCCACCAGACGGGCGUCUACUGGAUCUGCCGUAGCGAUUACGCUGAAAAUGUCAUCAGCCACCACCACAAGCUUGGUCGCAAAGAUGACAUUAUUGCGCUUCCCAUUGCUGAGGCCAAGAAGCUGUAUGGUGGCCUCUUUGAGGAUGCCGACUACACAGGUGCCAAAGAGGUGCUGGUGAAUCGCGCAAGUGGCUGGGCUGCGGCCGGAGACGCUCUUAGGGCUGUCACCCGCAAGUCCAUUGAGUUGGGCGUCAAAUACGUGGUUGCUGAAACUGCAUCCCUGAACUUCGACAGCAAGGGAACUUGCACAGGACUUACAACAGCAGACGGCCAGUCAUUGUCGGCCUCGCACGUGAUUCUCUGCACUGGAGCGUACACCGCAAAGUUGCUAGAGUUGAGCGCAGCCAAAAGUGGCAACGCUGCCUUGUCAUCAGGAGACAGGAUUCUGGCAGCAGGCAUCACAACGGGUAUGGCGCAGCUGGAGGAGGAAGAAUACAAAAAGUACAAAGACAUGCCUGUUGGAUUCCAGGGGUACACGGCGGUCCACGGUAAGCCUUUCAUUGGCAGCAUCCCGCCCACGGCGGACAGGGAGCUCAAGUGGUGGGGAGCUAAGAUCUUCUCGAACACACGGGAAGUGUUGCCUGGGCGCAAGGUCUCAGCGCCGCCACCCGCAAAGGACUAUGCCCAAUGGAAGGUUUCUCGACAACUCAAGCAAGACAUCAUUGACCAACGGAACUUGUGGUAUGGCAAGAAGAGCGAGGGCUGGAAUAUGACCAAGCACCGCAUCUGCUGGGAUGCUUUCACAACCAGCUCGGACUUUAUCAUCUCGCCUCACUCGGGUGCCAAGGGUCUGUAUGUGGCAACUUGUGGCUCAUUCCACGGCUACAAGUUCUUCCCUGUGCUUGGCAAGUAUGUGACCCAGAUGCUUGAGGGCACUCUGGAACCGGAGCUCGAGGGACGGUGGGCGUGGGACAGGGAACGUCCGGACUCUUCGGACAACUGCGAGUAUCCCAAUUCAGAGAUGAACGACCUCUUGGACACAGUGUCAAAGUUGUAG
Molecule: messenger RNA, 1317 nt
Organism: Colletotrichum siamense
Lineage: Eukaryota; Fungi; Ascomycota; Sordariomycetes; Glomerellales; Glomerellaceae
Gene: fap1-0
Product: L-pipecolate oxidase
Exons: 3
Coding region: 1-1317 (438 amino acids)
Molecular function (GO): saccharopine oxidase activity; sarcosine oxidase activity; flavin adenine dinucleotide binding
Source: RefSeq, a predicted model, not a curated record